Corticium candelabrum is the source of this 601-nucleotide messenger RNA. RefSeq lists its product as uncharacterized. The transcript has 3 exons. NCBI's taxonomy places the organism in Eukaryota, Metazoa, Porifera, Homoscleromorpha, Homosclerophorida, Plakinidae. The record is from RefSeq and is a predicted model, not a curated record. Bases 27 to 416 code for a protein of 129 amino acids.
CAAUUUGCGCGCAUGCUCGAAGCACCAUGCCGCGGUGUUUCUUCCUUGGGAGAUUCUCUUCACUGCGAUGUGGUCGCUCCGUUCCGAAGCUGCGACGGUCGCUUUCGAGUCUCGUGGGCGGCAACGGACCGUCUUUCGUGCCUCCACAGGCUCCUCGUAGUGUGCGGAUGCGCGCGCUACGCCGGUUAGACGAGAGCCAUCGACCAUGUGCGUGGAUUUCGAGUACGAACGUGUUGGUGAGCAGUGAAGGCUGCCUAUUGGUCGAUCACACGUCAAAGGGUUUGCUCAGCUUACUGGCUACAACCCAUAAUUCAGUAAUCUUGUCUAUGUGUUUUGCAAGUGUGACGAAAAAUUGUGUGACUAUCGUCGAUGCGCAGAGCGUCUACAGAACUCUAUGUGACCGAAGCGACAUGUGAAGGUCAUUUGUACCAUCGGUUUGAAUAUCCAUCUCUGGUUGGUCACGAAUUGAUGUGCAUGCUUGAUUGAUGAUACUGCAGUAGAGACAAAAUGAGUACUGUAGUGCUCGAGUGUCAGGGAUGGUUCGUUUGCUGUAUGCUCGUUAAGAUUAUAAGACGUAAUGCAUCGUUACACAUUACUGAGA